This is a messenger RNA of Glarea lozoyensis ATCC 20868, 429 nucleotides long. RefSeq lists its product as uncharacterized. The record is from RefSeq and is a predicted model, not a curated record. The coding region runs from base 1 to 429 and encodes 142 amino acids. NCBI's taxonomy places the organism in Eukaryota, Fungi, Ascomycota, Leotiomycetes, Helotiales, Helotiaceae. The transcript has a single exon.
AUGUCGACCGCUGACUGGAACCAUAUUGAGCUUACUGAGACGAUUUCUCAGGCUUUCCCAUUCCAGAACACGCAAACCUUGGCUGACAAAGAGAACGAUGCAUGCCUCUGGUCUAAGACUCCCAUGCAACAGUUUCGUCUAGGAAUAGAUGCUCAAGUCUAUCUCGACGGCCUCUUCAAUGAUUUAGAUAAGCAUCCGGAGCGGAAAUAUCAAACUCUGAAAAAAGCGACACAGAACCCAAGCUACGGAAAGAGCUGUACGGACUCCAAAUGGGGCACAGAAGACAUCUCCCGAUCCAACGCGGGAAAUCUAGAAGAUAAUGAAAUUCGACGUGUAGCAGCUGCAAGACUUCGCCAGUCUGCUCGGGAUAUCGGCUCCUGGACACCAGGAUAUGACUGCGACGGCUCAAAAGAAGGUCGUUCCACAUGA